Messenger RNA from Colletotrichum truncatum, 1506 nucleotides. RefSeq names its product endonuclease/Exonuclease/phosphatase. Gene Ontology annotation, biological process: phosphatidylinositol dephosphorylation. The record is from RefSeq and is a predicted model, not a curated record. Lineage: Eukaryota; Fungi; Ascomycota; Sordariomycetes; Glomerellales; Glomerellaceae. Gene Ontology annotation, molecular function: phosphatidylinositol-4,5-bisphosphate 5-phosphatase activity.
AUGGCAGCCCUUGUCAAGGACGUCAACUCCACCUCGCCCGCCGACAAGAUGGCUCCCUCUACACUCGACCUGUUUAUGUUGACGUUCAAUUGCGCCAAGAACUUUAUCAAUGUAGCUGUUUUUGCCUCCCACCUGCACACAGCCUUUCAACAGAAUGCUACAGGCCUUCCAGACCUCGUCGUCUUCUCUCUGCAGGAGUUCGCUCCGUUAUCGUAUUCCUUCAUCGGCGGCUACUUUCUGAGUCCAUACUUUGCUCGAUACGAAGAGGCCCUGAACCUCGCCGCGACACGGUACACGUCGGGCACCAAUGAUGGCUCAGAUGACGACACAAUCACGGUGCAGCCCACACCUCCGGCACCCGUGCGGCCUUACACACUCGUGCGGGCUCGUAAUGUCGGAAUGACUGGCAUCAUGCUCUUUGCACGUAACCCUGAGGCAAUUCUCCGAGUGCAGGAGGCGGAGGUCGGCUUCGGCGCGGCAGAGAUGGGAAACAAGGGCGCCGUUGCUCUCCGUGUCUUGUACGAAGGGAAGGCGGCAGACGGAGGCAAGAAGGAGACGGAGCUUACCUUUGUGGCUACGCAUCUCGCGGCCAUGGAGUGGAACUUGCCCCGGAGAAACGCCAACUGGGCAGCCAUCAUGCGUGGGCUGACCUUCGAGAACCCCGAAAACAUUCUGAGUCCAAAGAAGAACGCACUCCGUGCUGCAGCAAACGGAGAAGGUCAGAAUGAGGAUAAUGGCGAGGAGGGACUGCACCUGCUCCAUGGCGAGCAUCACGCACAAAACCUGGCUCUCCAAGAACGCUUACAGGAGAUCUCCGUCUUCAAGCCGAGCUCCCACCUUUUCGUCGGCGGCGACCUUAACUACCGCAUCUCUACGACAAGCCCGCCGCCGAUGGCGACAUUCCCCAGCUUGGACCCCGAGAGCGAGCACCACUACUCCCGCUUCUUCAUACUGGACCAGCUGACGCGAGAGCGCCAGGCUGGCCGAACUCUGCACGGCAUGAGCGAAGCUGAAGUCAAGUUCCCCCCUACCUAUAAGUACACAGUCCUACCUCCAGAUCACAGCCGUGUCAAGGUCGACGGCGUGGAGGAUGUGCCGUGGGUGUUUGCUCCUCACCGUUACCCCGGCUGGACGGACCGUAUCCUCUUCCUUGACGUCCCCUCUUGGGUCAAAUCUAAACCGCAAAAGGUUGAUGUAAAGGCGUACGAUGCGAUGCCCGUUGUUCGGAGCUCAGAUCAUAGGGCCGUGUACCUGCGAGCCGCAGUGCCGCUUCUAACGGAGGAAGAGCUGGCACCGACGUCAGUGGAGUCGACGGGCGGCGCCGUGGACCCACGCCUUGUGCUGCCGGUGGCUAUCGAUCCGGAGGCCUGGGAGAGGCGAGCAGCAGCGAGAAGGAAAGAGAUGCUCGUCGGCUGGAGCAUGUUCCUAUGGUCUACUAAACAGGGAGCGUUGGUGCUCGCCACGCUUCUCGCUGUGGGAGCUAGUGCUUGGUGGCUAAGCCAGUGA